Messenger RNA from Aphanomyces astaci, 1447 nucleotides. RefSeq names its product homogentisate 1,2-dioxygenase. Gene Ontology annotation, biological process: L-phenylalanine catabolic process. Lineage: Eukaryota; Oomycota; Saprolegniomycetes; Saprolegniales; Verrucalvaceae. Gene Ontology annotation, molecular function: homogentisate 1,2-dioxygenase activity. The coding region runs from base 22 to 1377 and encodes 451 amino acids. Gene Ontology annotation, cellular component: cytoplasm. The transcript has a single exon. The record is from RefSeq and is a predicted model, not a curated record.
AUUUGCCUCUGUGACUCCAACAUGACGCCAUCCCUUCGCAACAAGAAAGCCGCCGUCGACGCCACCACAGACGACUGGAACAACCUCGCGUACCAAGUCGGGUGGGGCAACCACUUUGCGUCCGAGGUGCUCCCGGGCGCCUUGCCGCAGCACAUGAACAACCCGCAAAAGUGCAACUACGGUCUCUAUUGCGAGCAGCUCUCCGGCACGGCGUUCACCCUCCCGCGCCACAGCAACCAGCGCACGUGGCUGUACCGCAUCCUGCCCCCCGUCGUGCAUGCCGAGUACGUCAACGUGACCUCGGGCGACGUGGUCACGGACUUUUCCAAGGAACACACGACACCCCAACAGCUCCGCUGGGGUCCCAUGGCCCUCCCGGCGUCCUCCGAGUCGGUGGACUUUGUCCAGGGGCUCAAGACCAUCGGCGGCGCAGGCGACCCGACCAUGAAAACCGGCAUGGCCGUGCACAUGUACGCCGCAAACGCGUCCAUGGUGGACAAGUGCUUUUACAACUCAGACGGGGACUUCCUCGUCGUCCCGCAGGAAGGAUCCCUCCGCAUCCUCACGGAAAUGGGCAAACUCCUCGUGUCGCCCCAUGAGAUUGUGGUGCUGCCCCGCGGCAUCCGCUUCUCCAUCGACGUUGACGGCCCCGUCCGCGGCUACGUCUUGGAAGUGUACAACCGCCACUUUGUCAUUCCGGACCUCGGGCCCAUCGGCGCCAACGGCCUCGCCAACCCCCGCGACUUCGAGCACCCCACUGCGUGGUACGAAGACCGCGACUGCAACUACACAGUCGUGACCAAGUUUGCUGGCAACAUGUUUGCAGCCCACAUGACGUUCUCGCCUUUCAACGUCGUGGCGUGGCACGGCAACUACGUCCCGUACAAGUACAAUUUGGACCACUUUUGCACGAUGAACUCGGUCAACUACGAUCACCCAGACCCGUCCAUUUACACGGUGCUCACGUGCCAAACUGACGAACCUGGUUGCGCCGUCGCAGACUUUGUCAUCUUUCCGCCCCGGUGGAUGGUCCAGGAGAAGACGUUCCGUCCUCCGUACUACCAUCGCAACCACAUGACCGAGUUUAUGGGCAUGGUGUACGGUCACUACGACGCCAAGACGGACGACGGAUUCGUCCCCGGCGGUGCCUCGCUCCACAGCUGCCACACCGCCCACGGCCCGGACACCGAGACGUUCCUAGCCGCGUCAUCCGCGGACCUGAAGCCGGUCAAGUUUGACGGCGGCUUAGCGUUCAUGUUCGAGUCCACGUACAUCAUGAAGGUGACCAAGUAUGCGAUGACGUGCCCCCAAAUGGACCAUGACUACUACAAGUGCUGGCAACCGUUGCCCAAGUUGUUCAACCCGAACAAGUUGUAAACCCCAUCACGACCUUGUAAUAUAUUUUUCUCCAUCUAAGAGUAUCCCCGUGAAUGUACUACUGCGACAA